GUCAAAGGUCAUCUAAGUUUACUACAACUCCCAUGGUGCAUUUUGAUAAUGGCUAUUUGGAUAAUUGAUUCAUUGCAGAAGUAUUUUUACUCUUUCCAAGCAUAAUCUCGAUGAUGAAGAUUUCCUGCUCCCCUCUGCUAACAUGUUGGAGGUGGGGUUUAUGAGCUAACCUGCAGCCUGCCACCAGGUGGCGAUAGAAAUGACUUGGCUUCACGUUGAUGAUUACAGUCUGACCUGGUGUGAAUGUGUCAGACCUGGACGUUUGUUUCGGACUCUGUAUUUUCACGAUUUAAGUGGUAAACAUGUUAAGUCGAGCGCUUCUUUAACAGGUAAAUAUAAAGAUCGUGAACGUCCUCUGACGUUCACAGAUUUCCAAGGGUCAGUUUGUGGCUUUAAGUUUUCAGAUCAAACACAGUGAGUCUUAAAACAGCCUGAAGGCAGAAAUCGAUACAGACUCAUCGUCAUCGCGUACCAGGCGACAGCAGGAGUUCGGCCUCAUUGGGUUUGAGGUUGUUGACAUUCUUUCAGCGGAGACAACCUUCAUGACGACCACGACACAAACUGCCCUCGUCUUCCCGUUUCCUCGACUUCUCUCCUCAGAAGCAUCUUAAUUAUUGGCAGCUGACUCUUUGUGAAUUGUCUCCCAAUCAAGCAGCAAUAAUUGCAGCGACACACUGAAGAGGCCUGAGGUUUCUCAGCUGAAAGAAUGAAGGUUAGUGCCUUUGUGUGCGUCAGAGGAGGGGGGGGGGCAAUGGGUAACCACGGCAGCCGUGACCCAAGGGCGGCGCUCGAUGAUUGGAGGUCGCUUCGUUUUUUAAAAAGGUGCGAGAUGACAGAAGAUAGAGAAGAUACAGAAGAGGACUCAAGGGAAGAGAUGGAAAUGAGUUUUUCUCCCUCAUCUUCUUCACCGACACUCAAACAUAUGAGACCAUCUUUCCAUCUCGGGGCCUCUCAGCUCACCCUCCUCUUCCUCGCCCUGCUCUGCCCCAUCCCAUGGACGGCGUGGUCGUGCCCCCUCUCCUUCGCAGACACAAUGGACGGAUCUGAUCUGGAGUCUGUGCUGCAGCACCAGGCGGCUCUGGACCAGCUCGUCGCCCCUCAGCUCGUCCACCAAGCGCUGCUGGAGCCUGGGCAGGAGGCCGAGGAGGACGGAUCCUGGGAGGAGGAGGCGCUGCUGAGAGCCCAGAGAGGAGACCUGAUGGCCCGGCCACUGCCGCCCUUCCCUGAGGGUCACUCUCUGGAGAGCUACCACUACCAAGACGGAGGAGAAGGGGAGGAAGGCGGGAAGAGGAACGAAGCUCUGACCUCCAUCAUCGGGGGGCUCCAGGCUGUCAACCGGGAGAAGGGGGGCUUCGGUUUCCGCUUCGGGAGGAAAAGAUGGACUGACCGG
Hippoglossus stenolepis (Pacific halibut) is the source of this 1390-nucleotide messenger RNA. Its product is annotated as pyroglutamylated RFamide peptide. Lineage: Eukaryota; Metazoa; Chordata; Actinopteri; Pleuronectiformes; Pleuronectidae. The transcript has 2 exons. The annotation marks the transcript as partial. The record is from RefSeq and is a predicted model, not a curated record.